AUGUUUAUUCUCACGAUUGCAACGGCUACUGGUGAAAUAGUUUAUGGUAUUCGUGCGCAUUCGAAUUCUUUAAUAGCGGAUGGAUUAUAUUCAUUUGCGGAAGGUCUUUGUUUAAUUGGUGUUUUGUUAAUUCUUCAUUAUUCACAUAAGGUAGGACAUCGUCCAAAAAACAAUACAUUUGGUUAUGAACGAUUAGAAUUAUUAUUUGGUCUUGUACAAGAAGUAUUUCUUUUAUCAGUAUCAUUGGGUGUUAUAGUUGACGCUGUUAAUCAUUUAAUUAAUCCUAUGCUUGUACAUGAUCCAAAAUUAAUGAUUAUUAUUGGCAUAGGUGGAACUUUUGUUGGUAUACUUGGAAUGGCUAUGUUUUGGGGUUAUCAUCAUGAUCAUGAUAUAGAAGAAGAAAUACAUGAAAAGAAAAAACGAGAUAUUUUAGCAUGGACAAAACAACAUAUGAAACCAAUGCGUACAUCAUCCAUUAAAACACAUAACAAUACAGCUGUUGAAAUUCCAUUAAUGACUAAAGAGUCUAAAUAUGAAGCUACCCAUCACUCAGACAUAACUAGUGAUACAGAAAUAACACCAGAACAUGUUCAUCAGUGUACAUCUAAUCUCGAUGCCUUCACCUAUGAAAAUGUUGAAAUGUCAGAAUCGCGAAUAUAUGCUACUUUGCAUGCUCUAUGUUUACAUUCAUUCGUUGUUGUAUUAGAAUCCAUCAUUGUUGUCGUAUCAGGUUGUAUGAUUAAAUUUAUUCCACAUAUAGAUCCAAUUACAAGAAAAGAAGUCAAUACUUGGUUAAAAUAUGUUGAUCCAUUAUUAACACUAAUAAUGGUCGUUAUUAUUGUUGUUCGUGCACUUCCUGUCAUAUUUUCAAUAAGUGAAAUAUUAAUUGAAAAUGUUCCAGGUGGUAUUGAUACAAAACAAUUAAUGAACGAAAUUGUGACAACUACUCCAGCAAUUAAAAGUAUACAUAGUUUACAUAUUUGGAGAGCAACAGCUAAAGAAAUUUAUGCGACAAUGCAUCUUGUGUGUGAUGAAGACGUCAUGUUAAGUACAUGUACGCAUAAAUAUGGUAAAGAUAUACAAAUUAUUUUAAAAAGUUAUUGUAUUCGGUAUUUUACAUUACAAUUUGAAUAUAUAAUACCGAAUUAUAUUGAUGAAUUACCUCUGUACCGCUGUGUUCAUGGACUUCAUAGAAAACGUCGUGGUCACACACUUGAAGAACCUCUGACAAAAUUAGCUAAAGAUGCGAUAAUUCGUAUUCGAUAG
Rotaria sp. Silwood2 is the source of this 1266-nucleotide messenger RNA. The record is from the annotation of a GenBank genome assembly. Lineage: Eukaryota; Metazoa; Rotifera; Eurotatoria; Philodinida; Philodinidae.